AUGACAACAAUGCAGCACACACCCACACACAUACACUCACUCACUUCCCUUUACAAUCCAGCAUUUGUGCUGGAUUGGGUAGCAAUUGGAAUGCAUUUGGGUUGGUCCCCUCUCUCUGCUUUUGCCCUCUAUAACUUAGAGAACAAAACACUUUUCCCUUGGAAAGAGGUGGAAGCUUUUGCAGGUGUAGUGUGUACCACAGGUUCUCCAGGAAACCGUUUUCAGCAAAUGAUAGUGCAAAUCAGAGCUGGUAAACUGCGUCAACUUGUGCUCGAUCGCAAAUGGAAUCUAGCAAGCAUGAAGAACAGCUCGUCCUGGAUCAUCGGAGCGCUGCUGCUGGUAUCGCUUGCCAAAGCUACUUCAGUGGAGCCUGGGUUUACUGUCAAGACCUUGUUUGAUCUCGGCAAGCACUCGGCAAAUGCCUUUGCCUUGUAUCCAGACCCGCGGAACAAGUUUGUGUUGGCGCUUGAUUCCAGUGGCAAUCGCAUAUGGAAGCUGAGACUGCCACUCUCGCAGAACAGCAGCUUGGAAGCUUUUGCCGGUUCAUUCGUGGGGGAGUCCGGCUAUGUCGACGGCCCCGCGGCAAAGUCACUUUUUAAUCGCCCACAAAGCCUUGCUAUUUGCGACAAUGGCGCGGUCUUUGUGGCGGAUACGAGGAACUUGGCUAUACGCAAAAUCAGCAAGGAUGGCGAAGUGACCACCAUUGCCGGAGGUAGCUCUCGAAAGCCAGGCUUUGCCGACGGCCCCGGAGACACAGCUCGUUUCUCAAGCGAGUUUAGCUUGGCGUGUUCUUGUGGCUCCUUACUCAUAGCCGAUCGCGGGAACCGGCUGAUUCGCGAGAUACAAAUCGAUGAUCCAAAGUCGUGUGAUUCAAGCGAUUCAGCCGUUUCAGGAUCACAAAAAUGGGCUUUAAUUCCCGUAGUGCUGCUUGGCGUCUGUCUGGGGAUGCCUCUGGGAGCUUUUAUAAUCUGGAAGAUACUUGAUCAGCGGUGCCGGCAAGCGAUCAGCUGGGAAACACUGAAAGAUUGCUGGCGGGCGUUCCGGAGGACGAUGAUCUGCAAGUUCGGCAGCAGAAGCGAACUUGCUAGCGCCGUCUUUAGUCUUUUCCUUCUUGUAUGUCAUCAGGCACAGCUCCUCGCGUCUGUCUUCUUUGGUGUUGCACACGAAGUAAAAACGAAGCCAACUGCGCCUGUCAAACAAGAUCAAGACCUCCACUCUCUCCUUGGAAACACGAAAGAUGAGCCUCCAGACCUCAUUGAUUUCAUGGACUUGGAAUCUUCUGUUGCUCCUUCUCGCCCUCUUUCUUUUCCGGAUUUGAGGAAUUUGACUAUGGAGCUCGAGUGUUUGGAGAAGUUCCAGCAGGAAUUCAAGGACAAGCGCAAGCACAGCUAAGAAUGUGCUCACACAAGCUUUGUUUUUCCACUCUUCUUGAAUAGUCCAUUGUUUU
Selaginella moellendorffii is the source of this 1447-nucleotide messenger RNA. RefSeq lists its product as uncharacterized. The record is from RefSeq and is a predicted model, not a curated record. The transcript has 8 exons. Lineage: Eukaryota; Viridiplantae; Streptophyta; Lycopodiopsida; Selaginellales; Selaginellaceae. Gene Ontology annotation, molecular function: protein binding. The coding region runs from base 1 to 1392 and encodes 463 amino acids.